AUGAGACUCAGGCCUUCAAUACCCACGGUCUUCACCCACAAACCCUUUAUCAAAUCCCUCUCAAAACAGAGGGGAUCAGCCUCACGCCGAUCCCUUUCGUCGUCUCCUCUUCCUACCCAUAAAGAUCAGUGUCGCGAAGAUGGACAUACAUCAUUCUUGAGGUCCACUUCUGUCUCGGAUGGUGCUAGUGUAUCAGUGGUGUCGCUUUUUAAGGAGGACUUUGCAAGCGCAAAGGUCUAUAUGAAAGAGCUGGAUUUCAGACAAGCUAGAAGAGAGGCUUUGAAGCGGCACAUGUACAAGUGGUAUGCGAUUGUCCUCAUAAUCGCCGUAUUGACGGCUUUGAUCACCAUCAAACACGAUUCCAUCGUGGAUUUCAUGAGACCGCUUUGUGACCGUAUCAAGAACUGGCCAGGGGGAUUCUUGAUACCCAUAGCAGCACUCAUCGUACUAUCGUUCCCUCCUCUUGCUGGUCAUGAGGUUGGUUUUGCUAUUCUUGCCGCCGGAACGUUUUUGGGAGAAAUAGCUACCUGGAUAGCGUUCAAAUGGUGUUGCCAGGCGAGGGCGUCCAAGUUCGAGAAGAAGAAUAAACUAUACUCUUCAUUGACGCAGCUGAUCAGGGAGAAGAGUUUCAUGUUCGUAUUGAUACUGAGAUUCAGUGCUGUACCGGGUCAUAUCACGACUGCUGUAUCUGCUUCUGCUGGAGCCAACUUUUGGAGCUAUCUUCUUGCAGCCUUCUUGACAUUACCAAAGCAAUGGACCAUCGUCUAUCUGGGGAAAGCUUUUGGCAACUCUACACAUACAACAAAGAUUGUCUCUGCGGUUACCACCGUCCUGACAAUCCUGGCUACCGUGGUCGCCGCCGUCUAUAUCUACUACCAGAUGCGGCUCGUCAUGCGCCGACAAGAGCUCGCUGCCGCGCCCGACACCGCAACGGUCUCGGUCGUAUUGUCAGACUUUACCGACGAGAAGCGCGACGGAUUACAAUCCCGCAGACCAUGGUUGUCCCCCGAAGAUGGUGCUCCCAAGGAUAAUGGCGGCUUUAGGACACCAACGAGGUCUUGGAGUAUGCCUGGGCAUAUGAACGACGAAGAGUUGCGGGCGUGGCUCGCGGAGAUCAAGAAUGAAAAAGCUAUGGCUGCCUCGACGGGCGUGCAGGGUGAAGGGAUUGGCGUUGCUGAAGGGGCGCCGGCUAUCAAAGUAGAAGGUGUCACCAUUUUCGACGACUUGCCUCCGGCCUUUUCUGCUUCCCCAUCGCCAAAGCUGCUGGACACAGCUGCCACCACACCCGGCAACAGCAGUCCUGCGUUCAUCCCUCAAGAAUUCGCCUCGCUAUCUCCAUCCCCUUCGCUCCUUGAGCUCAACAACAGCCAUCCCCCUACCAUUGCUUCUCGCCGACAGUAUACAGAUAGACGUUCUGUGUCGGACACGUCUUCCAUCUACGAGCCGUCGCCUGGGAGCGGGAGCGGGACAAGCACCCCCCGUCGGUAUGGCGGACGGGAGAUGGCCGAUGAUGCCGAUGCGUACGCCGUCGCCCAUGGUGGUCACCGACCAGAUUUCCGCCGUAUGCGAGGAGACUCGCGCGCUGCUCUACUGGGGCGUCCGGUGGAUGAUGCUGCGCUCGACAUGAGCGGCUCUAGUUGGAAGAGAGAAUACAGCUACGGACGUUCCAGGGGUGAUAGUGCUUCCACCACAUGGAGCCGACCUAUGAUAGAUGAGUUGGGGCGAUCCAGGGGAGAUUCUAUGGGAACGGUACACUCUGGAAGACCCACACUAGAAGAUAUCGGGGUCGUUCGGGGUGAGAAUGGAUGGGUGAGGGCGGACAAUCCGGCGAGGAAUAGUUAUGGGAGGCGUCGAGGAGAGAGUGCGGCGGGCUUGCUUGGUAGACCGGACGACGAUGAGGUCAGGCUUCGGGCAAGUAGUGCCGGCCGAAUACACUCGAGGCGAGAGUCGGAUUGGGAGGUGCUCAAAGAGGAUGAAGAGGUGAUCAAGGGAGACGAGAAUGUUUGA
Cryptococcus amylolentus CBS 6039 is the source of this 2007-nucleotide messenger RNA. RefSeq lists its product as hypothetical. The record is from RefSeq and is a predicted model, not a curated record. NCBI's taxonomy places the organism in Eukaryota, Fungi, Basidiomycota, Tremellomycetes, Tremellales, Cryptococcaceae. Bases 1 to 2007 code for a protein of 668 amino acids. The transcript is spliced from 6 exons.